GACUUUCGGAUAAAGGCUUCGUAGUUUAACUGUACCCCGAACGGCGCACUGUUCAACUCUGCAGUCCACAAAAAGGAGAACCAGCCGAAGAAAGAAGAGGAAAAUUCAAACUUCCUUUCGAUUUUGGUCUCCGAUGCUCUGCUCGGUCUCCGGCGACAAGCCAUCCGGCUCCACCUGGCUCGACCGCCUUCGCUCGAGCAGAGGACUCUCCGGCGCCAACGACGACGAUGCCGGUGAAGCUCAUCUCAGCCUCGACCACUUCCUCCGCCGCAACUACCGCCGCGAACUCGCCGGAGAUCCCCCGAUGAAUGUCGCCUCCGACGAUCCUCCUUCUGCUCCGACUCCGUCUAAUCGGGAGCUAACGGAGAGUCCGAGGGAGGAGGAUGAAAAAUACGGCGGCGAUGGAGAAUGGUACGGCGUGAUGAGCGAUGUUCUGUCGGAGCUCUUCAAUUUCGGCGGUGCUACUCCGUCUUCGACGAUUUCCAGGAAAAAGUUUCGCAGGAAACAACCAAACCCUAGGCAUUGCCCCGUCGAAGCCCCAAACAACUUAGCGGUGAUGAAUCUGGGCGACUCCAAUAUUCUCCCAGGUGUUCGUGAAUUCGCCACGACGUCUCUGAAUUCGGAUAAUAAGAAACCGGCGCCGGAGAAGAGGGAAAGGAGAAGAAGAAUCGUGGAACCCGAGGAGGUGGAGGAGGAAGAAAAGGGAGAGAGGGAUUUAGUUGGGUACUCGAGGAGCGAAGUGACAGUGAUUGAUACGAGCUUCGAGAUCUGGAAAUCCGAGAAACUGGUGUUCCGUAGGAAGAGCGUGUGGAAAGUGAGGGACAAGAAGGGUAAGUCGCGGAUCAUCUCCGCAAAGAAAAAGAAGAAGAGGAAAUGCAGUGUCAGUGAUGAUGAAAUUGGAAGAAAGAACAAGAAGAUGAAGACUUCAAGCGCAAUUCCAAACAAUAAUCCGCAGAACCAAGAGGAAGACGUUUAUGAAGACCUGGAAAAUGAUAUCGACCGAGUUCAUGAGAGCAGAUUUUACCCUAGAAAUCAGGAAAAGAAGGCUCAUAAAGGGCACCCACAAGCAGGAAGAACGACCAACCACAAGGUCACGUCAGAGCCACUAAGAUUUGAUGGCUUUAAAAUCCCAACGGAACAAGUAAAAACCUAAGGACAAUGCGAAGCUUUUUGAGUUCAUGAGCCAAUUGGUACACUCCGAUAAGCAUGUGAAGAACAUGUAUAUUAUAUUGUCCUGUUUAUGACAUUGUUGUUUUUUAGUAUAUCCCCUUCUUGUUUCA
Molecule: messenger RNA, 1280 nt
Organism: Tarenaya hassleriana
Lineage: Eukaryota; Viridiplantae; Streptophyta; Magnoliopsida; Brassicales; Cleomaceae
Exons: 4
Coding region: 134-1153 (339 amino acids)
Source: RefSeq, a predicted model, not a curated record